Lineus longissimus is the source of this 4017-nucleotide messenger RNA. RefSeq names its product ubiquitin-like modifier-activating enzyme ATG7. Gene Ontology annotation, molecular function: Atg12 activating enzyme activity; Atg8 activating enzyme activity. Gene Ontology annotation, biological process: cellular response to nitrogen starvation; protein modification by small protein conjugation; C-terminal protein lipidation. Bases 160 to 2214 code for a protein of 684 amino acids. The transcript has 17 exons. NCBI's taxonomy places the organism in Eukaryota, Metazoa, Nemertea, Pilidiophora, Heteronemertea, Lineidae. Gene Ontology annotation, cellular component: phagophore assembly site; cytoplasm. The record is from RefSeq and is a predicted model, not a curated record.
CAAGCUUCUCAACACAAACACGCUUGAUUCAUUCAGAGAAUUUGACAAGAAAGCAUUCCUGGAGAGCAGUGCAAAAUUGUGGUUGCUGACCCGUAUACAACUCUCGUAAAACCCAAAAAUGCUUCUGCUCUUGUUGAAACUCUACAGAGAAACGCGUUCAUGGAAAAAGUGCAUAUCUGCCAGUCAGCAGGCUGGGCACUGCCAGGAUUUUGGCCGCUUACGUUUACGCCUUCGUUCAUCAACUCGACAGCAUCCAAGACCUUCAAACAAAUAUCUUGUGUCAAUGGAUAUAAACACUUCUUGGAAAGCAUCAAGGAUAAGCCUUUUAACUACAAUGCUAACACCAUGAUCAUUGAUGAGUCUGAUGGAAAAUCGUAUGGACUGAUGCCCCCAUGGACCACACCAAACUCUAAAACCACCGGACUAACUUUUACUCUAAACAACAACAUGGUAGAAAUAACAAGCAGUUUCCGGCUAUGGGAGGACAUCAGAAGUGGGAGAGCCAUUGAGGAUCCAGGCCUGCUUUCGAGGUUUAUACUGCUGACAUUUGCUGACUUGAAGAAGUACCAUUACUUUUAUUGGUUUGCAUUCCCAGCAUUGACCAUUCCAGAUGCUGUCAAAGUUACAGCACAGUCGGUUUCAUUGGAGGAGAGAUUCAACCAGAAAAAGAUUGAAGAUAUAAAGAAUAUGCACGACCAGAUGAGAGUUGAUUCUGAUGCUUCAUAUUUUCUGCUCACAGAGGAUCGUGAGAAUGUGAAAAUUGCACCACUGAAGGAAUACAAGUCACUUGCUGCAAGUGGAAAAAAGCCUGUCUUAUGUUUCUGUGAUCCAUGCACCCUGGAGAAACACCCAGGAUGGCCCCUCAGGAAUCUGCUUACACUGGCAGCAUAUAACUGGUCUUCUGCUGAUAAUGAAUUCGAAGUAAUUUGUUAUCGUGACAGAAUGAAAGAUGGUCUGCGGUCAACUGUUCACAGUAUUGUCUUUAAAGUCAAGCUUAUGCCACUUGGGGAUUUGAAAGACUGUCCAAAAUGUGUUGGCUGGGAGAAGAAUGAAAAUCAGAGUCUUGGCCCAAGGAAAGUCAACCUGAGUGCAACUAUGGAUCCAUCGAGGUUAGCUGAGUCAUCCGUAGACUUGAACCUCAAGUUGAUGCGCUGGCGUCUGAUGCCAGAACUUGACCUUGAAAAUAUCUCAAGUACAAAAUGUCUUCUGCUAGGAUCUGGAACAUUGGGAUGCAAUGUAGCAAGAAACCUGAUGGGUUGGGGUGUGCGAACCAUAACUCUUGUUGACAAUGGUAGGAUCUCAUAUUCAAACCCUGUCCGCCAGUCAUUGUUUACCUUUGAUGAUUGCCUCCAUGGCGGCAAACCUAAAGCACAGGCGGCUGCAGAAUCGCUCAAAAAGAUAUUUCCAGGACUAAAUGCUACUGGAAUCACCCUGUCUAUCCCCAUGCCUGGACACAUAGUAUCUGAGAGUUUGUUGAACCAGGUCAAGAAGGAUGUGGCCCGUUUGGAAGAGUUGGUCGACAACCAUGAUGUCCUCUUCCUCCUGAUGGAUACACGAGAAUCACGGUGGCUGCCUACUUUACUUGGUAUGGUCAAGCGAAAACUUGUCAUAAAUGCAGCAUUAGGAUUUGAUACGUUCCUGGUUGUGCGUCAUGGUCUGAGGCAUGAAGAUGGUACUAUGGAUACGCUCGAGGAUGGCGCAACAAUGAGGACACCAAUACAUGGGAGUCAGCUCGGUUGCUACUUUUGUAAUGAUGUGGUUGCUCCUGGUGACUCGACUCAUGACCGCACCCUAGACCAGCAGUGUACCGUCUCCAGGCCUGGCAUGUCCAUGUUGGCCAGUGCCCUGGCUGUUGAACUGUUGAUGUCUGUUCUUCAGCAUCCUGAGGGUGGUUAUGCUGCAGCCGACACCAGUGCAAAAGAUGAACAUUUUAUCAAAGAGCCAGCGAGUUCAUUGGGCCUUGUUCCUCAUCAGAUUCGAGGCUUCCUGUCCAGGUUUGAUCACGUUCUUCCGUGUACAAGAGCUUAUGACAGAUGUACAGCUUGUUCACAAGUGGUUUGUCAGGAAUACUUGCAGCAUGGAUUUGAAUUCUUGUUGAAGGCGUUCAACUCACCAAGCUACCUUGAGGACCUCACAGGAUUGACAAAGUUGCAUCUGGACACUCAGGAUAUUGAGAUCUGGGAUCUUAGUGAUGACGAGAGUAUUUCAGACUGAGUACAGCUUAAUUCCGGAGCAAACAGCUUACUAGCCAAUCAAAGUUUAUGGAACUGUAUCUGCGAUCAAGGAUAUAAUGCUACCAUCUAUUGACAUGUAUUGGACAUUGAAAAUUCAUCAAUAAUAACUCCUUGUUGAGGGCAACGUGGCUUUUUUGGAUCGCCGUGGAACGGUCUAUACGAUACUGAAGUGUCUGGCAUCCAGCACGGUCAUCGUUGUCAGUAUAGUGUUUCCAGAACAGUGGCAUGUUUCUUAACAGCAAGGUCUAUCAGCAUGAACCCCAUCUGACACUAAAUUUUAGACCGAUCUGAUUUUCAGCUUGACCAUCUUCCGGGUACCAAAAGCUUUUCGCUUUUAAUUGACUCAUUUUCAUUUAUGUCAUACUGGUUUUUGAUUUGAUCUAUGGUCAGAGAUGUCAAAUGAUGUAAAUUGGACAUUUGAGUGCAACCAUGGCACUUUUCUUUUAACCACUAAUGUUAUGAGCUUGAAACUUGGUACACAUGACCCUCUAGGUUAGAUAACCUCAGACCUCGAGUUUCGGUCCAAUGUGAUUCUCAACUUUGCCACCAGGGGGCCAACAUUUAAAAGGUAAAAAGUGCUAUAUUUUGCUCAUUGGUGCCUUGUUUUCGAUAAUAAUUUUAUCAGGUUGAAGUUAGUGUUGAUUUUGUGUGAACAAGGGAGUGCGAACUGAAAACACAGAAAAUAUGGAUGUAUCUUAAGACUGCUGGUACUGCAUGGUGUACAUCAUGAUUAUGGAUAGGUGCAUUAACAAAUUUAAGUGUACACAUCACAACAAUGUUCUGUUUUUGAAACAAUAAUCUAAAAUAUGAAAAUAUGAAAUGCGUUUUUUUCUUUGUUUGACAAGCUGUGUCAGUUCGAGUCUAGUCAACACACAACAUAUAAUUAUAUUGUUUAUUUGUUCAAUCGGCAGCAUGUAAUGAAUGAUAUUGAUAGACAAAUGGUAUUAAAGGGAGACUAUAGGCAGGAGCCAGUUUACUGUUUAAUCGAACAAAACCCAGUAACUGAGAAUAUGAGUAACAUGUCUACCAAUUUGACCCCCUAACUCCUACCAAAUGAAUACUAUUGUAAGGGAUAGGCCCCGUACACUGGCCCUCCAGCUGCUGGUUGCCUACAGUCUGCAGUUAUGAGUAUGACAUAGAGAGAAAAAAGUGGUUUUACUUUGUCCCUCCCGAACUUCCUUCUCCAGAGACUGAACAGUGGUCUUUAUGCAACAAAAGGUUACCUUGUCCUUCCCAUACUAUCCCCUUAGGAGACUGAACAACUGCUUUACUGUCUGUGUCUAUAUUAUGAGGUAUAGGUUGUGACAAGUUGCUUCUAAACCUAGUUCAUCUAGUACAGGACCACCUAUGGCAUGUCUUGACCUAUCACCAUAUUACUGUAGAAAAAGCUGCUGGUUGUUGGGUUUUUUCACUGAGAAAGCAUAUGGUCAAAGUGUCUCAUGAAUUUAUGGUUAACUUAAAAUUUAGCCUCUCCUGUCGUUUGAAUUGAAGCAAUCGACUGGAAGAACCCCCAACCCCUCCUAUGUUCUGCUUUUUAGAAUAGAAUUCCAUGCGCUAACAUUGCAAGUUGGCUCUGAAUACCUGAUUGAGCCAAUUAUUGUCUCAUGUCUCCAACAAACCGGUGAGACAAAUGGAAAAUGUGGAUGGUCGCCUUCACAACCAGAGAACAGUCUACAUAUGGGAGCAUCCAUUAAGUACGUACGCGCUGAGGGGGGAGGGGGGUCUAUGAAAUCCGUACACUAUGCGUACAGGGUUAAUGGUCUUGCGUACGUACGCAACACAA